Messenger RNA from Helianthus annuus (common sunflower), 903 nucleotides. RefSeq lists its product as uncharacterized. The transcript has a single exon. NCBI's taxonomy places the organism in Eukaryota, Viridiplantae, Streptophyta, Magnoliopsida, Asterales, Asteraceae. The record is from RefSeq and is a predicted model, not a curated record. Bases 1 to 903 code for a protein of 300 amino acids.
AUGUCUUCUUCACCUAUUCAUCCUGUGGUCACCGUAAACAACACCAAAAACUUCAUCCCUUUGAUCCUUGAUAGUCAAACCGAACACUACAACACAUGGGCCGAGUUGUUCAUCCUUCACUGCAAAGCUUACGAUGUCUUUGAUCACUUACAACCCCGUGUCACCGCCACCUCUUCCUCCACUGAAAAAGACUCAUCAGACAAGGAAAAGGAUAAAACACCGGUCACCAAACAUCCCUAUGUUGAGUCAUGGGAACGGAUAGAUUCCAUUGUUCUCCAAUGGAUCUAUGGUACCAUCUCUCAAGAUCUCAUGCACGCCAUAAUGAUCACCAACACCACCGCCUACGACGCAUGGUGUCGACUCAAAAACCUUUUCCUUGACAACCAAGCUGCUCGUACCAUCACCAUACAAAACAAAAUCUUCAACACUCGCCUAGAACUGUUCCCAACUAUGGCCGAAUAUUGUCAACACAUGAAACUCCUCCAUGAUCAACUUACUAGCCUCGGUCCACCAUCUCUGAAAAACCAACUUGUCCAACAGAUUCUCACCGGGUUAACUGAUCAACAUGAGAGCAUCUCUCUUAUUAUUCAGCAGACUCAGCCCCUCCCAAAUUUUUACAAUACCCGAUCUCGCCUAUGCCAAGUUGAAGAACGAAAAAACACCCAAGCUAAAUUAUCGGCUCAAACUGCCGGAACUGCCCUCCACACCACCACUGAUCAAACCAAUUGUGCUCAUGCUGACACCCGAAACCACAACCGGUCUGAUAACUCCUCUGAUCAUGGACGCGGCCGAGGCCGUGGACGCGGUCGCUCCUCCUACGAACGUGGUCAGUAUCCCCAAACCAACCAUUACCCACAACACUUCUGGCCGUUUCCUCCAUGGGCCGGAAAUCCAUCACAAUAG